AUGCCAGUAUCGUGCUACUGUUUGGAUCGCAUGCACAGCAAAGCUUUGUACCACCCAGGCCUCAGCCCCAGGCUCCACCGACCCAGACCUCAGCCCCAGGCCCCACCGACCCAGGCCUCAGUCCCAGGCCCCACCAACCCAGGCCUCAACCCCAGGCCCCACCGACCCAGGCCUCAACCCCAGGCCCCACAGACCCAGGCCUCAGCCCCAGGUCCCACUGACCCAGGCCUCAGCCCCAGCCCCACCGACCCAGGCCUCAGCCCCAGGCCCCACCGACCCAGGCCCCAGCUGUGGGCCCCACUGACCCAGGCCUCAGCCCCAGGCCCCACAAACCCAGGCCUCAGCCCCAGGCCCCACCGACCCAGACCUCAGCCCCAGGCCCCACCGACCCAGGCCUCAGCCCCAGGCCCCACCGACCCCCAGACCUCAGCCCCAGGCCCCACCGACCCAGACCUCAGCCCCAGGCCCCCACCAACCAGGCCUCAGCCCCAGGGCCCCACAGACCCAGGCCUCAAGCCCCAGGCCCCACAGACCCAGGCCCCACCGACCCAGGCCUCAGCCCCAGGUACCACAGACCCAGGCCUCAGCACCAGGCCCCACAGACCCAGGCCUCACCCCCAGGUACCACAGGCCCAGGCCUCAACCCCAGGCCCCACCGAACCAGGCCCCAACCCCAGGCCCCACAGACCCCGGCCUCAACCCCAGGCCCCAUCGCCCCAGGCCCCAACCCGAGGCCCCACAGACCCAGGCCCCAACCCGAGGCCCCACAGACUCAGGAGCCGAUGGCCGCCGGCCUUGCCAACCCGCGAGGCUCCGGCCUCAAUUUCUCAGUGGCCCUCCAGCAGGCAUCACAGACUGGGCAACCCAUCUACACAACCUGGCCGAUUAAUGCGGGGGAAUUCUUCUCAUUUAGCCUGCGAUUCGAAUUCCAUUAAUUACACUCAAACUAAUGUAGUACGCAAAUGA
This is a messenger RNA of Leucoraja erinaceus (little skate), 966 nucleotides long. RefSeq lists its product as uncharacterized. The coding region runs from base 1 to 966 and encodes 321 amino acids. The record is from RefSeq and is a predicted model, not a curated record. NCBI's taxonomy places the organism in Eukaryota, Metazoa, Chordata, Chondrichthyes, Rajiformes, Rajidae. The transcript is spliced from 2 exons.